Molecule: messenger RNA, 900 nt
Organism: Megalobrama amblycephala (Wuchang bream)
Lineage: Eukaryota; Metazoa; Chordata; Actinopteri; Cypriniformes; Xenocyprididae
Product: zinc finger protein 250-like
Exons: 2
Coding region: 16-744 (242 amino acids)
Biological process (GO): regulation of transcription by RNA polymerase II
Molecular function (GO): RNA polymerase II cis-regulatory region sequence-specific DNA binding; DNA-binding transcription factor activity
Source: RefSeq, a predicted model, not a curated record
AGUCUUAAUGUUCACAUGAGAGUUCACACUGGAGAGAAGCGAUCAGUGUGGAAAGAGUUCACAUGUGAUCAGUGUGGGAAGAGUUUCAGUCAAUCAUCAACCCUUAAAGAACACAUGAAGAUCCACACUGGAGAGAAGCCGUUCACAUGUGAUCAAUGUGGGAAGAGUUUCAGACAAUCAUCAAUCCUUAAAGAACACAUGAGGAUCCAUACCGGAGCAAGACUGUUCACAUGUGAUCAAUGUGGGAAGAGUUUCACGCGAUCACAACACCUUAAAGACCACAUGAGGAUCCACUCCGAAGCGAGACCGUUCAUAUGUCAUCAAUGCGGAAAAACAUUUCUUCUGGAAUCAGCUCUGAAGAAACACCUGAGAGUUCAUACGAAGGAGAAGCCACAUUCAUGUUCUGUGUGUGGAAAGAGUUUUUCACUGCUGCAAAGUUUAAAACUGCACCAGAGAAUUCACACUGGAGAAAAACCUUACAAGUGUUCACACUGUGACAAGAGAUUCAGUCGGUUAGAACAUCUGAAAACACAUGAGACAAUCCACACUGGAGAAAAACCUUACAAGUGUUCACACUGUGACAAGAGAUUUAGUCAGUCAUCAUAUCUGAAAACACAUGAGAAGAUCCACAGCAGAGAGAAGCCGCACAUGUGUGAUCAGUGUGGAAAGAGUUUCUCCAUUAAAAGUCGCCUGAAGAAACACAUGAAGAUCCAUGCAGAGGAGAAACCACAUCACCACAGCUGAGAAGAGACUCAGCCAAAUCUCUCCUCUCCACCUAUAGUUGGCGCUGUUGCUCUGUGUCUGCUGUUGAAUUAUCCAGGUUGUGGAUGAGGAGCGACCCCUGAUGUGAUUGUGUACAUACAGUAGUACAUAGUUCAGUGCUAUAUAAAUGCUUCAUUC